Messenger RNA from Entamoeba invadens IP1, 1383 nucleotides. Its product is annotated as Rho/RAC guanine nucleotide exchange factor, putative. The transcript has a single exon. Lineage: Eukaryota; Evosea; Mastigamoebida; Endamoebidae. Gene Ontology annotation, molecular function: guanyl-nucleotide exchange factor activity; protein binding. The record is from RefSeq and is a predicted model, not a curated record. The coding region runs from base 1 to 1383 and encodes 460 amino acids.
AUGGGGCGUGGGAGGGCAGAGACGUGUUUUGAGAUGGGGGACAACAGUGGGUUAGACUUUGUGAAUGAGAAAAAGAAAGAACACACAGAGAAGAAACGCAGUGAGAAGAGGCGAACAGUCGAGAAGUUUGGGAAGGUAGAGAAGUGUGAGAGACGUGUGGAGAGUCCAAGUUUUUUACCACUUGGGCCAAAUGAAAAGAACGAGAAAGAAGACACAAAACAAGAUGAGAAGGAAACUCUCAAAGACGGUGUGAGUGGUGGAGAGUCUAAAGAUGAAGUAAUGAAAGAGGAGAAGCAACAACUGACUAUGAAACAGAAAGUAGAAGAAACACUUUCAGCGUUUAAGGUGACAAAAGAGAAGAGUGAGCCAAUCGCAUUUCGACAGACGUCACGAUUCUUUAAGAAGAAAGGCACAAUUGCAAUCAAAGAGAACACGCCACCAAGUGUAGAUAUAGCUCACAAACAAAAUGGGUCAUGUGGAACACUUCUUGAAGAAUCUCUUGUUGAGGGGCGCUCAAGUUCGACGGAGGGAAAGAUCAAUGCAAAGCACUCCCGACUGAUGGGAUUGAAGCGUGAUAGGGUCCAGAGUGCGGUGAUUGACUUGUCGCGAUUACAACAAACCCUCAACGACAAUCCACUGAGUCGAUCGAAUGUGCACAGCUUCCCAUCACAGCAGACUUUUGUGAAUUGGACAAAAGAAGCUGUUCAGAAGUUGACAGUGAUAGAGAGUGCGGUGAGGGGGUGUCUAGUACGGCGGAAGUACAAAGUGAACAGUUUGUUAAUGCGCAAGAAUGUCAUCACGGAGAUAGCAGACACAGAGAAGAACUUCUCAAAGAAUAUGAUUCUGAUGGACGAGUUCUUCCGGAAGCCUCUCUUGUCUUUGGCCGAACAGAAAGUUGUUGCAGCGAGUGAUGUGAGUCUUGUCUUUAACAAGUCGUUUGAGCAAUGUCUUCGCAAUAGUAUUGAACUGUCAAAGCGAUUUCGAGAGAUGUGUGUCAACUUCAAGGCAACAACACUACUUGGUGAGAAGAUAGGGGAGUCAAUCUACUUGGCUAGCGCUUUACUUGUCUUCACAAUGGAUUACAACAUCUCACUGAAGACGUGGAAGGAGAUGAAGAAGGCGGGAUGCGUUCGUACGUUGGUUGAUAUGAAUUUGAAUGAAAAGGAAUUGGAGAACAGAACACUGGAACAACUCCUGAUUCAACCCGUCCAACGUUUAAUGCGAUAUCCGAUGCUGGUCGACGUGCUAAUUAAAGCGACCUACAAGAGAAAUCCUGACUAUGAGUGCCUCAAGAACGCUUACACACAAUUUGAGUUGUUUUCAAAUGUCGUCAACGAGCGGACUAAGAUGAGAGAUGGAUUGCAGGAAAUGUGUGAGGAGUGA